This is a messenger RNA of Lactuca sativa (garden lettuce), 543 nucleotides long. Its product is annotated as putative sodium/metabolite cotransporter BASS6, chloroplastic. The record is from RefSeq and is a predicted model, not a curated record. NCBI's taxonomy places the organism in Eukaryota, Viridiplantae, Streptophyta, Magnoliopsida, Asterales, Asteraceae.
AUGAGGACAACUUCUGGUGUAACAAACACAGCCUACGGCUGCGUUUGUUACAUUGGGCUGGAUUGGAUGGGACUGGACAAGCUUUCUAGGGAUAUUUUUGAUGAUGUGGAUGAAAAAGUUUUUAUCCCAUUGGCUUCCGUAUUUUUGCCAAAAAUUUCUAGUGCCAUUCGACCCUUUUUGCCCCCUUUAUCAGUUGUAGUGACAUCACUGUGUGUUGGAGCUCCUCUUGCUAUAAACAUAAACUCUGUUUUAUCGGCUUUUGGGAUAUCAGUUUUGUUGGUUGUUAUUGCACUUCAUUUAUCAGCAUUUGUCCUUGGAUACACAUUUACUGGCAUUGCUUUCCACAAUUCACCAGAUGUCAAACCACUUCAAAGAACUCUAUCUUAUGAAACAGGUAUGCAAAGUAGUCUAUUGGCCCUUGCACUAGCAAAUAAAUUCUUUCAAGAUCCACUCGUGGGAGUGCCUCCAGCAAUAUCCGUUGUAAUUAUGUCACUAAUGGGGUUCUCUCAUGUGAUGAUUUGGGGUAAGAAGAAGAACGUGUAA